AUGGAUGAUGAAUCUUAUUUCGAUCUUGAGGGUUUUAAUUUUUAUGGUGCCAAUCGAUAUUCAUUUCAAUCUAUUGAAAAUGUUCCAGGUGAUAUAAGAUUCAAGGAAAAAUCUAAAUUCGGGCCUAAACUAUCAAUGUGGAUCGCUAUUGGUCAACGAGGCUUAUGUUCCUCUUCUAUUCUUACAGGUGGUGAUAAAAAGACUCAGGUGGACAAUGCAAUCGUUUGGUUCAUCGUAAAAGGGUUAAAGCCCUUCAGUGUUGUAGAUGAACCAGCAUUUGUCCAACUAUUAAAAAGUUGCUGUAAACAUGUUAGUGUCCCCUCACGGAAAACAAUUACUAAUUUAACCAUGCAAAUUUAUCAGAGGAAAAAAGAUCUUGUUUCUACACAUUUGCAAACCAUCGAUUGGCUCUUGUUCACCUUUGUUGUAUGGACAGAUACUUAUAAUUCCCGAUCAUAUUUAGGCCUAACUUGCCACUACAUUGAUUCUUAUUGUGCAAAAAGUCUGUGUUUGAAAGUCAUCGCCUUGACCGAAGCCCACUCAGCAAAUUAUAUUGCAACAACGGUCAAGGAUAUCAUGCAAGAAUAUAAUAUUGACCAAGAAAAGUUGGUAACAAUGGUAACUGAUGGAGCGACAAACAUUGUUAGUGCUGCUAAACUGAUUACAUCUCACCCGUUAUGGUGCAUCGCACACAGGAUUAAUCUCAUUGUAAUCGAUUCUAUUAAAAAAACUCCAUGGUGGAGAAACUUUUGGACAGCGUGGGUGCAAUUGUGA
This is a messenger RNA of Panonychus citri (citrus red mite), 774 nucleotides long. Its product is annotated as E3 SUMO-protein ligase ZBED1-like. The transcript is spliced from 2 exons. Lineage: Eukaryota; Metazoa; Arthropoda; Arachnida; Trombidiformes; Tetranychidae. The record is from RefSeq and is a predicted model, not a curated record. The coding region runs from base 1 to 774 and encodes 257 amino acids.